AUGGAAAACAGAAGCUUGCGUGAACAAAUUGCUGCCAUGAGGCAAUCCUUCCUUGAUGAGGAGAUUUUGGACACACAGUUCAUUCAACUGGAGGAGCUAUCGGACAAAGACGAACCCAGCAUUGCAGAGGAGGUGGUGACCUUGUACUUCAGGGAGACGACUGAACUGCUACCUAAUCUUGAGGAGGAUAUGAAAGCUACCCCGAUUGACUUCCCUAAACUAGACAGGAUCUUGCAUAGGCUUAAGGGCAACAGCGCCAGCAUUGGUGCUAGCAAAGUUCGAAAUGAGAUCAACAAAACAAUGGCGCUUUUGGAGGAAGGGAACGUGGAAGGGGCAAAGGCCGCCUUCGAGCAGGUGCGAAAGGAGCAUGAUACUCUCAAAGCCAAGCUCGAGACCUAUUUUCAGCAACUGAGGCAAGCAGGCCCUGUUGACCCAGCUACGCCUUCCAAGUGAAGCGGUCGCGCUAAAGCUGGAGAUAGAACCUGGUAUUUGGUGGCCCCAUUGCUUCAAGCAAAU
Molecule: messenger RNA, 516 nt
Organism: Theobroma umbraticum
Lineage: Eukaryota; Viridiplantae; Streptophyta; Magnoliopsida; Malvales; Malvaceae
Product: pseudo histidine-containing phosphotransfer protein 2-like
Biological process (GO): cytokinin-activated signaling pathway; phosphorelay signal transduction system; phosphorylation
Cellular component (GO): nucleus; cytoplasm
Molecular function (GO): protein histidine kinase binding; histidine phosphotransfer kinase activity
Source: RefSeq, a predicted model, not a curated record